CUAAUCCUCUUAAAGCCAUGGACAUGUCUUGUGGGAAUGCUUAGAGUUCCUUUCUGAAGCAAGUGUAAGCAAAGGUACCUAGCAGCUGCAGUGACCACUGACCCAUCCGCAGGGCGCCUGGCACAAUUUUGGCCCACUUCGCCCAAAGUCCUAGAAAGGUUACAUGACUCACAGGGAUGCAGCAGGCAUGAGAUUACAGGCCUAGAGGAAGAGGCCAGGGCUGUGGGCAGUAUAUUUGACAGGCUCAUACACUGUAAGCCUUGUUCCAGACCCCUUACAAAGCACCUCUUGAGGAUGAAAACAAGAUGUUCUUUGUAAAUAAAAGUUCAUGCAUUUGCGUAAUAAAGUCAUUUUCCAGCCCCGCAGUAAAAGAUACUCUUCUCCCAAGCCCUCUGGGUGAGGACUGUCAGGAGGAGGAUGGGUGGCCAGCAAGUCUCAAUGAAGAUAGCUCAAAGACUGCAGCCUUCCAUCUUUAGAAAAUGAGAAACCUUGCUCCAGAAAGUGGGUGCCCUCCCCCUCUGCCGUCUGACAAGCCGCACCUCUCUGGCUCCUGCCCCUACCCCUGGAAUCCCUUUCCCCCCUCACUUGCCUGCAAACUAGGGGGUCACAUAAAAGAUCUGCAAAAAUACAGAUAGGACAGCGAGCACCUUGGCUAAAUAAAUAAAAGAUGUGAGGAAGCGAUCACAAAGGCUGAAUAUUCAUGGGGGUCCCUUGGAGGGGCUCCAAACUGAGAGCGCGUGGGGAGGGCAGGCCAGGGAAAGGCCCGAGCUCCGUGUGUGAAAUGCCGUUUGGAGUGGGAGGGCCUGGAAGUGGAAGGUAAAAAGGGAGUGGUGAGAAUGGAUGUGGGGAGGAAGGCAGGGCAGCGCAGCCCGCAGACCCCACCCGCCCGGGACAGGAGGUGGCCGGCGGGGCUCGCCCUAACCCCGUCCGCCUUUUGGUGCUCAGCCUUAAGCUGCCUCCAUCUGGACGCCCCUCAGCCAGAGCCUCUGGGGAGAGAGAAAGCGGGAGAGAAAGUGCGAGAGCCAACCGAGGGGGAAAAAGGAAAGAGGAGAGACAAGGGGGGAAGGAGGGCUCCCGCUCACCCUCUCGCUGUGCCUUUUUCACUAAGUUGCGCGUCGGGCCGCCUUGACUUCCCACAUCCGGACAAGGCGGGGGCCGAGAAGGUAAUGCACGCGAGGCACCGCCGCCCCACGGGGGCACCGACGAGGACGCACAGCCGCCGAGCCCCACGCAGCGCCCUGCUGGAUGGCAGCGGAGAGAUGGCCGUGAGCUCAGCCUGGCGCCCCGUCCUGAGGCUCUGGCUCCUCUGGGGCGCUGCCUGCGCGGCCGCCGCGGCCGGGGACGACAGCGCUUUUCCUUUUGACAUUGAAGGGAGCUCAGCGGUCGGCAGACUGGACCCGCCCGAGGCGAGCGAGCCCCGCGUGGCUCCCGGAAGGCUACCGCCCGCCGCCGAGAAAUGUGGUGCCGGAUUCUUUCUCGCCCAGUCGGGAGCAUGUAUGCCCUGUGACUGCAACGGCAAUUCCAAUGAGUGCUUGGAUGGCUCUGGAUUCUGUAUGCACUGCCAGCGGAACACAACAGGAGAGCACUGUGAGAAAUGUCUAGAUGGUUAUAUCGGAGAUUCCAUCAGGGGAGCACCCCGGUUCUGCCAGCCAUGUCCCUGUCCUUUGCCCCACAUGGCCAAUUUUGCAGAAUCCUGCUAUAGAAAAAAUGGAGCCGUUAGGUGUAUUUGUAAAGAAAACUAUGCUGGACCUAACUGUGAAAGAUGUGCCCCGGGUUACUAUGGAAACCCCUUGCUGAUUGGAAGCACCUGUAAGAAAUGUGACUGCAGUGGAAAUUCAGAUCCCAACCUGAUCUUUGAAGACUGUGACGAGGUCACCGGCCAGUGUAGGAAUUGCCUACGCAACACCACAGGAUUCAAGUGUGAACGCUGUGCCCCUGGCUACUAUGGGGAUGCCAGGGUCGCCAAGAACUGCGCAGUGUGCAAUUGUGGGGGAGGCCCAUGUGACAGCGUAACCGGAGAGUGCUUGGAAGAAGGUUUUGAACCCCCUACAGGCAUGGACUGCCCAACCAUAAGCUGUGAUAAGUGCAUCUGGGAUCUGAUCGAUGACCUUCGGUUAGCGGCACUCUCUAUUGAAGAAAGCAAAUCGGGUCUGUUGAGCGUAUCAUCCGGAGCCGCUGCUCAUAGGCACGUGAAUGAACUCAACUCCACCAUCUACCUCCUCAAAACAAAAUUGUCAGAAAGAGAAAACCAGUAUGUCCUAAGAAAGAUACAAAUCAACAAUGCUGAGAACACAAUGAAAAGCCUUCUGUCUGAUGUGGAGGAAUUAGCGGAAAGGGAAAGUCAAGCCUCAAGAAGGGGCGAACUGGCUCAGAAGGAAAGCAUGGAUACCAUCAACCACGCCACGCAGCUUGUGGAGCAAGCUCAUGAUAUGAGGGAUAAAAUUAAAGAGAUCAACAACAAGAUGCUCUAUUAUGGGGAGGAACAGGAACUUAGCUCUGAGGAAAUCUCUGAGAAGAUGGUGUUGGCCCAGAAGAUGCUUGAGGAGAUCAGACGCCGUCAACCAUUCCUCAUGCAGCGGGAGCUAGUGGACGAGGAGGCAGAUGAAGCCCAGGAACUGCUGAACCAAGCUGAGAACUGGCAGCGGCUGUACAAUGAUACUCGCUCCCUGUUUCCUGUCGUGCUGGAGCAGCUGGAUGACCACAGUGCUAAGUUGUCAGACCUCCAGGAAUCACUUGACCAGGCUCUUGACCGCGUCAGGGACGCCGAAGACAUGAACAGAGCCACAGCAGCCAGGCAGCGGGACCUCGAGAAACAACACGAGAGAGUGAGGGAACAGAUGGAAGGGGUGAAUGCUUCUCUGAAGACGUCUUUGGAUUCUCUGACAACACCCCGUCUGACCCUUUCAGAACUUGAUGAUAUAAUAAAGAAUGCAUCAGGGAUUUAUGCAGAAAUAGAUGGAGCCAAAAAUGAACUACAAGGAAAGCUCUCCAACCUAAGUAACCUUAGUCAUGAUUUAGUCCAAGAAGCCGUCGACCAUGCCCAGAACCUUCAACAAGAGGCUGAUGAAUUGAGCAGGAAUUUGCACAGUUCAGAUAUGAACGGGCUGGUACAGAAGGCUUUGGACGCUUCAAAUGUCUAUGAAAAUAUUGCCAAUUAUGUUAGUGAAGCCAAUGACACAGCAGAAUUGGCUUUGAACAUCACUGACCGAAUUUAUGAUGCUGUGAGUGGGAUUGAUACUCAAAUUAUUUACCAUAAGGAUGAGAGCGAGAACCUCCUCAAUCAAGCCAGAGAACUACAAGCAAAGACAGACCCUAGUAACGAUGAGGCAGUAGCUGAUACCAACAGGCGUGUGGGUGGAGCUCUAGCAAGGAAGAGUGCUCUUAAAAACAGAUUGAAUGAUGCCAUUAAGCGACUACAAGCCACGGAGAGAGGUGAUGCUCAGCAGCGCCUGGGUCAGUCAAGGCUGAUCACGGAGGAAGCUAACAAGACCACAGUGGAAGUCCAGCAGGCAGCCGCCCCGAUGGCUCACAAUCUGACCAGCUGGUCGCAAAAUCUGCAGAAUUUUGACUCUUCUGCUUACAACACUGCAGUGGCCUCUGCCAGAGAUGCAGUAAGAAAUUUGACAGAGGUUGUCCCUCAGCUCCUGGAUCAGCUUCGCACCGUAGAACAGAAGCGGCCUGCAAGCAACGUUUCUGCCAGCAUCCAGAGGAUCCGGGAGCUUAUUGCUCAGACCAGAAGCGUCGCCAGCAAGAUCCAAGUCUCCAUGAUGUUCGAUGGCCAGUCAGCAGUGGAGGUACACCCCAAAACCAGUAUGGAUGACUUAAAGACCUUCACGUCCCUGAGCCUGUACAUGAAGCCUCCUCCCAUGAAGCAGCCAGAACUAGCGGGGGCUGCAGACCGGUUUAUCCUGUACCUUGGAAGCAAACACGCCAAAAAAGAAUACAUGGGUCUUGCAAUCAAAAAUGAUAACCUGGUGUACAUUUACAAUUUGGGAACUAAGGAUGUGGAGAUUCCCCUGGACUCCAAACCCGUCAGUUCCUGGCCUGCUUACUUCAGCAUUGUCAAGAUUGAAAGGGUAGGAAAACACGGAAAGGUGUUUUUAACAGUCCCAAGUCUAAGUAGCACUGCAGAGGAAAAGUUUAUUAAAAAGGGAGAAUUCGCAGGAGAUGACUCCUUGCUGGAUCUGGACCCCGAGGACACCGUGUUUUAUGUUGGUGGAGUGCCUCCAAACUUCAAGCUCCCUGCAAGCUUAAACCUGCCUGGCUUCGUCGGCUGCCUGGAAUUGGCCACUUUGAAUAAUGAUGUGAUCAGCUUGUACAACUUCAAGCGCAUCUAUAACAUGGAUCCCUCCAAGUCAGUGCCCUGUGCCAGAGAUAAACUGGCCUUCACUCAGAGUCGGGCUGCCAGCUAUUUCUUCGAUGGCUCUAGUUAUGCCGUGGUGAGGGAUAUCACAAGGAGAGGGAAGUUCGGUCAGGUGACUCGCUUUGACAUAGAAGUUCGAACGCCAGCUGACAACGGCCUCGUGCUCCUGAUGGUCAAUGGGAGUAUGUUCUUCAGCUUGGAAAUGCGCAAUGGUUACCUACAUGUGUUCUAUGACUUUGGAUUUAGCAACGGCCCUGUGCAUCUUGAGGACACGUUGAAGAAAGCUCAAAUUAAUGAUGCCAAAUACCAUGAGAUCUCAAUCAUUUACCACAAUGAUAAGAAAAUGAUUUUGGUGGUUGACAGACGACAUGUCAAGAGCAUGGACAAUGAAAAGAUGAAAAUACCUUUCACAGACAUAUACAUUGGAGGGGCUCCCCCAGAAAUUUUACAAUCCAGGACCCUCAAAGCACACCUUCCCCUAGAUAUCAACUUCAGAGGAUGCAUGAAGGGUUUCCAGUUCCAAAAGAAAGAUUUCAAUUUAUUAGAGCAGACGGAAACCCUGGGAGUUGGUUAUGGAUGCCCAGAAGACUCUCUCAUAUCUCGCAGGGCAUAUUUCAGUGGACAGAGUUUCAUUGCUUCGAUUCAGAAAAUAUCUUUCUUCGAUGGCUUUGAAGGAGGUUUCAAUUUCCGAACGUUACAGCCAAAUGGGUUACUAUUUUAUUAUGCCUCAGGGUCAGAUGUGUUCUCCAUUUCGUUGGACAACGGCACUGUGGUCAUGGAUGUAAAGGGGACCAAGGUGCAGUCGGCAGAUAAGCACUACCAUGACGGGCUGUCCCACUUCGUCAUUACCUCUGUCUCACCCACAAGAUAUGAACUAAUAGUAGAUCAAAGCAGACUUGGGAGCAAGAACGCUCCCAAAGAGAAGGUGGAACAGACGCAAGCAAGUGAAAAGAAGUUUUACUUUGGUGGCUCACCCAUCAGUCCCCAGUUUGCUAAUUUCACUGGCUGUAUAAGUAAUGCCUACUUUACCAGGUUGGACAGAGAUGUGGAGGUAGAAGAUUUUCAGCGGUACUCUGAAAAGGUCCACACUUCUCUGUAUGCAUGUCCUAUUGAGUCUUCGCCGUUGUUCCUCCUUUACAAAAAAGGCAAAAACUCCUCAAAGCCCAAACCAAGUCAGAAUAAAAAGGGAGAAAAAAGUAAAGAUGCGCCUUCAGGGGAUCCUGCCAGCCUGAAGUUCCCAGAGCGGAAUGCUCCAAGAGAUUCCUACUGCCACCUUUCCAACAGUCCUAGAGCAAUAGAGCACGCCUAUCAGUAUGGAGGGACCGCCAACAGCCGCCAAGAGUUUGAACACUUAAAAGGAGAUUUUGGUGAAAAAUCUCAGUUUUCCAUUCGUCUGAAAACUCGUUCCUCCCAUGGGAUGAUUUUCUAUGUCUCAGAUCAAGAAGAGAAUGACUUCAUGACUCUAUUCUUAGCCCAUGGCCGCUUGGUUUUCAUGUUUAAUGUUGGCCACAAGAAACUGAAGAUUAGAAGCCAAGAGAAAUACAAUGAUGGAGUGUGGCAUGAUGUGAUAUUUAUUCGGGAAAAGAGCAGUGGCCGACUGAUAAUUGAUGGCCUCCGAGUCCUAGAAGAGAGUCUUCCUCCUACUGGAGCUGCCUGGAAAAUAAAGGGUCCUAUUUAUUUAGGAGGUGUGGCUCCUGGAAGGGCUGUGAAAAAUGUCCAGAUAAACUCAGUCUACAGUUUCAGCGGCUGCCUCAGCAAUCUUCAGCUCAACGGGGCCUCGAUCACCUCUGCAUCUCAGACAUUUAGCGUGACUCCUUGUUUUGAAGGUCCGAUGGAAAUGGGAACGUACUUUUCAACAGAAGGAGGAUACGUGGUUCUAGAUGAGUCUUUCAAUAUUGGACUGAAGUUUGAGAUUGCAUUUGAAGUCCGUCCCAGAAGCAGUUCCGGAACCCUCGUUCAUGGCCACAGUGUCAGCGGAGAGUACCUGAAUGUUCACAUGAAAAAGGGGCAGGUCAUAGUGAAAGUCAACAAUGGCAUCCGAGACUUUUCCACCUCAGUAACACCCAAGCAGAGUCUCUGUGAUGGCAGAUGGCACAGAAUUACAGUUAUUAGAGAUUCAAAUGUGGUUCAGUUGGAUGUAGACUCCGAAGUCAACCACGUGGUUGGACCCCUGAAUCCAAAACCAGUUGAUCACAGGGAGCCUGUAUUUGUUGGAGGUGUUCCAGAGUCUCUGCUGACCCCGCGCUUGGCCCCCAGCAGACCCUUCACAGGCUGCAUCCGUCACUUUGUGAUUGACGGGCGGCCCGUGAGCUUCAGUAAAGCAGCCCUGGUCAGCGGCGCCGUGAGCAUCAACUCUUGUCCAACAGCCUGACGCGGCAGAGCAAAACUGCCCCUACGAAGUUCUUGAGAGCACUGAAAGAAACACAAAGCCAGCUGGGAGGAACAGCGACUUUUCCUCCCGGUGGGAGCCUUCAUCUAGUUGAGCAGGACUUAAAUGAAUCGUCAGGGACUGGGUGUUUAUUAAUAAUUUCUUGGAUUCUGACCUUGGAUCCAAAAGGUCUCCAAUGAACAACAAAGGAGUGUUACACUUACUUGUAUUAUUUCCUGCUGGUGAAAUUACUGUUCCUGUUUCUAAUAAAAUAGAAGGGAUCCUAAAUAAACACUGGCACACAUUUUUUU
Messenger RNA from Panthera uncia (snow leopard), 7042 nucleotides. RefSeq names its product laminin subunit alpha 4 (gene LAMA4). The transcript is spliced from 38 exons. Gene Ontology annotation, biological process: cell adhesion; regulation of embryonic development; regulation of cell adhesion. NCBI's taxonomy places the organism in Eukaryota, Metazoa, Chordata, Mammalia, Carnivora, Felidae. The record is from RefSeq and is a predicted model, not a curated record. Gene Ontology annotation, molecular function: signaling receptor binding. Bases 837 to 6734 code for a protein of 1965 amino acids.